Messenger RNA from Athalia rosae (coleseed sawfly), 3004 nucleotides. RefSeq lists its product as uncharacterized. Lineage: Eukaryota; Metazoa; Arthropoda; Insecta; Hymenoptera; Athaliidae. The transcript has 7 exons. Gene Ontology annotation, biological process: transmembrane transport; heme export. The record is from RefSeq and is a predicted model, not a curated record. Gene Ontology annotation, molecular function: heme binding; heme transmembrane transporter activity. Gene Ontology annotation, cellular component: membrane. The coding region runs from base 1515 to 2957 and encodes 480 amino acids.
AACUUAUUUCAGGUAACCGUGGGUCAGAUGCGACAUUCUUUCAUGCCAUAAAACUCAAGGACGAGGUUAGCGCGUUUACCUCACGAUCACUGAAUCUUGACUAUCGUUUUACGUUAGCACUGUUGAUAUCUCUGCUCGGUAAGUAAUCGAAAACAUUAGAUUCUUUACAUGCAAAAUCUUCAACAAUCACGCAUUGCUCUUCUGUAAAUGAAGCUGAACCCAAACGAACUAUCGAAUCAAUGUAGAGUAUUAGAAAAUGAUAAAAAUCCGGUAUAAUAAUGCAAAAGACACCUCGCAUCUGUGAGCAGGAUAACACAUGUGAGCAUUGCUACAGGAGUUGAGCACGGCUCAGAAGUAUAAGUGUAUAUAUAAGUGUGAAAUUGUGGUCAGGCCAGUUGAUCCUUCUGUGCAAAGCGGCGGUUGCUGAAUGAAGGAAAUAUAUACACACAUAUCUGCGCAGAUUUGAAGCUCAACGGAUCAAAAUAUAAAUAAAAUCAAAAUUUAUUAAAUGGCAGACUUCCCACGCUCGAUUGAGACCUAUAUCAUUGGAACCACACGCAUAACUGAGAAAAUGAAUAUCGUGGUCACCAUACUUCUGUUUAAAGUUCAAGAUUCUUUCAAAAUAUCAUAUCUGCAUUAUACAAUAAAACAACGAACCAUGUAUUAACUACGCAUGUGAACAACAGCACGAUCGCAAGUUUUUUGGUUUUCAAUGAUUUCAUGGUCUCUGAACGUAACACUUUACAUACUGGCGUGGUGAAUAUCGAUGGAAAUACGCUAGUUCCGAACUAGCUGUAACAAGGGUCAGAAAAUUUCGGAGGUAUUAGCGUCGCAGUUUGGGUCGCAUUAUUUUCUCACGCGUACGAUGUACCCUGUAAUUCUCACAUCCCAAAUUGGAUACGUGGAUAGAAGAAGAUACGGUCAAAUACCUAUUUACCGGUUUUGGAUCGUUCGAACGAUGAGUAAAAGUUAGUCAGCGAUUAAAGAACUCAUUCGGAUAGCGUAUACAGCCUGCAGUCUCAAAAUUAUAAAUACAUGUAAAUUAUUGAAUGUAAACGUAUAUAGAAAACCGGCAUUUAUCGUGGUUCCCUCAUCACCUGCUGAGAGAUAGUGUCUAUCAACGCAGAGUGCAGAGCGGCCCUGCAGGUCCGAAACACGCUGGAUUCCCUCUGACGUCAAAAAGAGGAGGAGGAGGAGCAAAAAUCAGUCUUGUAGCGUGAGUUCUUCACCACUGGCAUCGCCCUUAAAAGCAACUCCGUGCUGGGAGUAGAUCUCAGACAAUCGGUGAAAUUCGAGUACGACGUUGGCGAUUCAACGCAGUCGUUCUACCUUCGGUGUGAUUUCUAUCACUGUAACAGUAAUUAAUUAUUUCGGAAUAAUUAUGAGGUAAAUCGUGCGACGAAGCAUCCUAGUGAUAGAAGUUCAUCGCAUCGGACAACGAUCUGAGGUGUAGCUAGCGUGUACAAUCAACGACUGAACAUUUGAUAAAAAAAAACAAAAGAAAAUAAUUGAAGAUGGCUUUCGACUCCGAUAAUGGAGCCGUCAGUGUUCCUUUGACGGGCAAAAAUCCAGUGAUAAUCGCGGUCGGGCAAAAAAAGUGCGACGUAAACUCUAACAGUCCCUUGGUAAGGGUUUACACAAGAAGAUGGCUCAUGCUCGCGGUCUACAUCUUCUACGUUGCCUCUAACAUAAGCCAAUGGGUCCAAUACAGUAUCAUCAGCAACAUCAUUGCGAGAUAUUACGACGUUUCGCUGGUUGCGGUAGAUUGGACUUCGAUGUUGUUCAUGUUGGCUUACAUCGCAUUGGUUUUCCCAUCUUCGUACCUGAUGGAUAGAUUCGGUCUUCGAUGGACCGCUAUCAUCGGAUGCUUGGUGACCGCUAUCGGCUCGUGGAUAAAAGUGUUGUCCGUAGCACCUGAUAGGUUUUAUGUAACCUUUAUCGGACAGGCACUGGUUGCCACUACGCAGGUAUUGACGCUCAAUGUGCCCGCUCGUCUUGCGGCCAACUGGUUUGGACCUCGCCAGGUAUCAACAGCUACGUCAAUGGGUCUGUUCGGGUUUCAGCUUGGUAUAGCUGGAAGUUUUGUAUUCACACCGAUGGUGGUUGAAAACCACGAAAAUUUGGAGGAUGUUGGAAGAGAUUUAUCCAAACUCUAUUGGUUUUACGCCAUUUUUUCAUCGCUUGGACUCCUUGCAGUUCUUGCGUUUUUUCAAGAUGAUCCUCCGCUACCACCCAGCGAAACUCGAAGACUUCAGAAAAUGAAGAAGUCUGAAGAUUCAGAAGGGUUUGUCCCCCUUAUGAAAAGGCUACUAUCGAAUAGAAGCUAUCUUGCUCUUUGCCACUCCUUCGGCAUAAACAUUGGUAUUCUGAAUUCCAUUGCCACGCUACUGAAUCAAAUGUAUCUCGUACAUUUCAAGGACGGAGAAAAAGAAGCCGGACAGAUCGGCCUGUUCAUCGUGAUCACUGGAAUGUUCGGCUCUGUGGCGUUCGGAAUUAUACUAGACAAGUAUCACAAGUUCAAAUUGACAAUAUGUGCGGUGUACGCAUUAUCAUUAGCUGGACAAGUACUCUUCGCGAUUUCUCUCAUGUUGGAAAUAAAAUGGAUGAUUUAUGCAUCAGCCAUAUUUCUUGGGUUUUUCAUCUCAAGUUAUUUCGGUGUUGGAUAUGAAGUUUGCGCUGAAUAUACUUAUCCGGAACCAGAGGGCAUCGCCACUGCUUUCUUGAACGUCACCAAUCAAAUUUACGGAAUAGCCAUAGUUUUGGUAUUCGGAAAGGUCAUCCAAAUAUUUGGUGACCUCUACGCGCACCUUGGAAUAGGAUUAAUUAUGCUUUCAGGGUUAAUAACAACCAUGUGCACAAAAGAUCUCCAGAAACGUCAAGAAGCGAGACAAAACGCUCGUUACAAAGAAGUCCAUUUAAACAGUUCAAUUUUACAAGACGAAAAGCAAAUUAUAUGAGCGGUGCAGCAGUAUAAAUUCUGCACAGUCGUUGCGAAUUGAAUAAA